AUGUUUGGGUUAGUAGGUGCCAAGGACAUCACCGUAAAGGCAUUAGAAAUUGUAAAGCAAUGAAUUUGUGUCUACCAGGAAGCCUACACGUCCAUAUUGACAGUUGGCCAAGAUGCACUGGAGGACUAUGGACGGAAGCUGAUACUGGCCGACAGGGACAUGGUGAAACAGAAGGCUGAUGAGCUCCUGAAAGAGUCUGAGGUCAGUGAUGUGGAAUUUCUUGUGGUGGGAGAUCCAUUUGCCGCCACCACCCACAGUGACAUGGUCCUGAGAGAAGUGAAUGCUGGAAUACAAUGCAGGGUCAUCCAUAAUGCCUCCAUGAACGCAGUUGAAUGCUGUGGCCUCCAGCUGUACAACUUUGGAGAGACGGUGUCCAUUGUGUUCUGGACAGACACCUGGAGACCGGAAAGAUUCUAUGAUGAAAUCAAGAAGAACAGGGACUUAGGGAUGCACACACUAUGCCUGAUUGCCAUUAGUGAGGAGAAGAUAUGCGUGGGUCUGGCCAGGGUGGGAGCCGAGGACCAGGCCAUCCACACGGAGACGCUCUGCCAGCUGGCGUCUUGUGACCUGGCGGCCUGCUACACUCCACGAUCGUGA
This is a messenger RNA of Salvelinus fontinalis (brook trout), 597 nucleotides long. It is a transcript of the gene dph5, whose product is annotated as diphthamide biosynthesis 5. Lineage: Eukaryota; Metazoa; Chordata; Actinopteri; Salmoniformes; Salmonidae. Gene Ontology annotation, molecular function: diphthine synthase activity. The transcript has 5 exons. The record is from RefSeq and is a predicted model, not a curated record. Gene Ontology annotation, biological process: protein histidyl modification to diphthamide.